AUGCUAGUGGGUGUUCCAAAGGUAGCCUUUCAAAUUCCUGGCGAGGAUGAAGCUACUUGGGUUGACUUAUACCAUCAACUUUUUUACAGCAGACUUCUUUUUUUAGGUGACGAGAUUGAGAGUGAACUAGCAAAUCAAGUUGCUGGUAUGAUGAUAUAUCUCAGUUUAGAGAACAAGAACAAAGAUUUGUAUCUGUUUAUAAAUUCUCCCGGCGGAAAGGUUAUGUCUGGAAUGGCCAUUUUUGAUACUAUGCAAGUUGUAGAAGCACAAGUACAUACAAUAUGCAUGGGAUUAGCCGCUUCAAUGGCAUCUCUUAUUUUGGCAGGAGGCGGAAUUACCAAACGUCUAGCAUUUCCUCACGUAAUGAUCCAUCAACCUCAUAGUGCCCCUUAUGAGGGACCAUCAGGAGAAUGUAUGCUGGAAGCAGAUGAAAUGGUGUGUUUAGUGGCUUGUUAG
Messenger RNA from Lathyrus sativus (Indian pea), 456 nucleotides. Lineage: Eukaryota; Viridiplantae; Streptophyta; Magnoliopsida; Fabales; Fabaceae. The record is from the annotation of a GenBank genome assembly.